GUUUGCAUCUUUUAUGAUUAUAUAUCAUCAAUAUCUUUAUCUCUUACGACAUUGUUUUCUGAUUACAAUAUUGAUUAUAAUAACUAAAUAAUUAUAACAACGGUGAUUUCUGAUUUGUUUUACAUUAUACUACUAUCAAGGUUUAAGUUUUAAUAGAGGUGUUUGGGUUCUUGAUCAUCAAUGGAAGCUACGAAUCUUGGAUGCUGCAAGCUUUCAUGGGGGUCAUCGAUUUCCAAGUACCUAACAAUCCAUAGAACACAGAGGCAUAUGGUUAGAAGGAGGUGUGAGUGUGGUGAUCAGAAGGAUCGUUGGGGGAAGUUGGUGGAUGAGAGCAUGAUAGUGCUGCGUUGGCGUAUAAAGGAGAUGAAGAGGUUGGAGGCUAAUGAAGAGGCACCUUAUGAUUGGUUUGAGUGGGAGAAGCGGUAUUAUGGUGAUUAUGACCAACAUGUUUUUCAAACAAUGGAGUUAUUGCAGUGUUAUUUGAUGGGUCUGAGACCAAGUGUGGCAUUAGGGAUGUUAGUCCUUAUAGCUUUGAGUGUGAUCAUGAGUUCAGGGGUGGUCUUCUUUCAUGCCCUAGUGACAGCAAAGAGCCUCAUCCUAUCUUGCUUUGGCUCGAGGCGAUAAGACCCAUGUUGAAGGGACUCAUUUACUAGCUAGGUUCCAACUCAAAUAAAUCUAGAAAGUUAAAUUUAAUGUGCUCCUUCCUAUUAGGCAAUAUGUAUGAUGUACAUAUAUCUUUGUUACCAACAACGUCGAUUGUUGGGAUUAAAAUUCCCAUAAAUAAUUUACUCAAGUUUGCUCUUUAUAUAUGUAAAUAGAUAUUUUUAGUAGUAUGUGAGAUUGCAAGAUGU
Molecule: messenger RNA, 851 nt
Organism: Cajanus cajan (pigeon pea)
Lineage: Eukaryota; Viridiplantae; Streptophyta; Magnoliopsida; Fabales; Fabaceae
Source: RefSeq, a predicted model, not a curated record